AUGCGUGAAAUUACAUUUAUCAAAAUAAAUAUUGAUGAAAUAACAAUUUUAUCGAGAUUACCGAUUCAUAAUGUUAAUCAUUCGAAUCAAUUAUUAAUUAAUUUAUUAAGAACAUAUGAUGAUCCUAAGAUGACUUUAAUUGAAACGAGAAUAAUUUUUGAUGCCGUUUUGAAACUUUUACAACCACUUAAAGAUCUUCGAUGUCUUCCUCACCGAUUCAAUUGUUUAAUUCCAUUUCAAAUUCUUAAUCCAGGAACGUUAGAUGCUCAAGAAAAUGAUGAUGACGAUGAAGCUGAACUUCUUAAUCAACGAUCAAUCCAAGUAUCAGCUCUAGCUGCUUCAGCACAACAACAACAAAAUAAUGAACCGAUAGAUGAUGUUCCAUUAAAAGAAAUCAAACAGUUUUAUAUCAGAUUGGGAAAACAAUUCUAA
Messenger RNA from Rotaria sp. Silwood1, 432 nucleotides. NCBI's taxonomy places the organism in Eukaryota, Metazoa, Rotifera, Eurotatoria, Philodinida, Philodinidae. The record is from the annotation of a GenBank genome assembly.